AGCUUACACCAUGGAUGGAUUCUGCCUUCACUAUCUGCUCCUGAUCCUCUUGAUGAGAUCUGGUGAUGUUGAAACCAAUCCAGGUCCUAACGCUGCAGAAAGUACUGUCAGUGAAAUGGAGUUCCUGAAGCUGGCCCAGGAUAUCGAUCCAUCUAACUACUACAAUGUAGGGAUAUCCCUAGGGUUCUCCCAUGCUCAGCUAAAGGCAAUCCUGAUUGAGAAUUUGAAGAACUUCAAAGAUGCCUUGAUGGAUGUCUUUAUGAAAUGGAAUGUCAAGCAGCAACCACCACACUCGAACAAACGACAGGUUUUGGCAGACAAACUACGAGAGAUUAACUUGGGUGGCCUGUCAGACAGAUUGCUCAAUGAACCUCCAAUUCCAAACAGCACAGGAGGGCCAUCAAGACUGCUCGAUUCACAGACCAAACCUCCUUCAGCUGAAUCUCAGACCAAACCACUUUCUCCUGAACAGGUUGAGCGGUGUGCAAAGGAUUUCAAGUUCAAGUACAGGUCAACUAUCUGUAAGAUCAGAGCUGAUCCUCUCAAGCCUUCUUCUCUUGUGGGUUUUGAAAAGCUAUAUGCAAAUCUUGUAUUGGAAGAAGAGGAUGGAACUGGCAAGCAUACUAUAGAUUACAAAGAUUUUCUUGAUCUCAAAGUCAAUGGAGAGUUCCCCAAGCGAAUCAUGGUUCAGGGAGAGGCAGGGGCUGGAAAAAACUACAUUUUGUGCUAAGAUUGCCUGGGACUGGAUUGAAGGAAGGUAUUUCAGUCACUUUGUGUGGGUCUUAAUUGUUCCUCUACGUGAAUUUAAGCAACACACUAUUGGCGAAAUUGCAAAGUCUUAUCUUGACAAAAACAAUCCAGCAACGGUUUCUCAGAUUACUGAGUAUAUCCAGUCAAAUCCAGACAAGGUAUUCAUUGCAUUCGAUGGGCUAGAUGAAGUCAAGGGCAUAAUCGUGAAGCCCAAAUCCUGCAAAUCACAUUCUACUGAUCAAUUGCAACUUCAGCCAUCACAGCCAAGUGUCAACUCUUCAGAGGCAUGUGGAAGCUCAUCUGAAACUGGUGAUAUAGGACUUGUAGAUAUUCUUUGUUCAGAUCAACUUGCCUCUUGCCCAGUCUUGGUUACCACUUGCCCUUGGAGGGCAGUAGAGAUUAGAUCAGAUGGUGAUCUAAUGAAGCUCUACACAUUCAUUCAUGUUGAGGGUUUCAACAGAGAGAAUUUGUCAGUUUACAUUCACAAAUAUUUUCCAAUGAAUGAGGAUAAAGCAAACCAGCUUAUCCAGUUCACCCAUGAGAAUGAUGUCAUAUCUGAAAACAUGGCCCACUAUCCUAUAUAUGUAGCCAUGUUGUGUCUUAUGUGGAAAGAACUUGGUGAGCAAAAACUAAAGGAAAUGAAAUCACUGAAAACUUUUUCUCAAAUAUUCAAAACAAUGAUUGCCUUUCUAAAAGAACAUUAUGCUCAGAAAGAGGUGAAGAAAGUAGGCAGCCCCUCACUUCUUGCCUCUUUGAA
This is a messenger RNA of Strongylocentrotus purpuratus (purple sea urchin), 1507 nucleotides long. RefSeq lists its product as uncharacterized. The coding region runs from base 11 to 730 and encodes 239 amino acids. Lineage: Eukaryota; Metazoa; Echinodermata; Echinoidea; Camarodonta; Strongylocentrotidae. The transcript is spliced from 3 exons. The record is from RefSeq and is a predicted model, not a curated record.